This is a messenger RNA of Myxocyprinus asiaticus (Chinese sucker), 6560 nucleotides long. Its product is annotated as ceramide synthase 1-like. The coding region runs from base 3374 to 4141 and encodes 255 amino acids. The transcript is spliced from 7 exons. The record is from RefSeq and is a predicted model, not a curated record. Gene Ontology annotation, cellular component: membrane. Lineage: Eukaryota; Metazoa; Chordata; Actinopteri; Cypriniformes; Catostomidae. Gene Ontology annotation, biological process: ceramide biosynthetic process. Gene Ontology annotation, molecular function: sphingosine N-acyltransferase activity.
UUUGCGUUCAUUAACAAUAGUUUUGUGUUGGCUUGCAAGAAGUUUUACGUUCUCUCACAAUAGUUUGCGUUCCUUUACAAUAGUUUUGCAUUCCCUCAUAGUAGAUUUUGUGUUUUCAAUAGAUUUGCAUUCGUUUGCAAUAGUUUGUGUUCCCUCAUAGUAAGUUUUGCGUUCUCUUACAAUAGUUUGUGUUUCCUCGCAAUAGGUUUGUCAUUCCCUCACAGUAAGCUUUGCGAUCCUUUACAAAAGUUUUGUGUUCCAAUACAAUAAAUUUUGCAUUUACAAUAGUUGUGUGUUCGCAAUAGUUUGCGUUCCCUUAUAGUAAGUUUUGCGUUCCCUUACAAUAAUUUGGGUUUCCUCGCAAUAUGUUUUUCAUUCCCUCACAGUAAGUUUUGCAUUCCCUUACAAAAAGUUUUGCAUUCCCUCACAGUAAGUUUUGCAUUCCUUUACAAUAGUUUUGCGUUUGAUGACAGUAGUUUGCAUUCCCUUACAAUACAUUUUUUGUUUGCUCACAAUAAAUUUUGUUUGUUCGCAAUAAAUUUAGCAUUCCCUUGUAAAAAGUUUCUUUCUCUUGCAAUAAGUUUGCCGUUUCCUUGCAAUAUUUUGCUUCCCUCGCAAUAGCUUUAUCCAUCCAUCAUGAAACUAACCACAGUUUUACUACGGUGACCAUAUUUUAACCAUGUUAUUUAUAGUUAAACUAUAGUAAUACUACAGGAAAACCAAAACUCUGGUAUAAAAUUCAUCAUUCUGAUAAAAAACACUACAGUAACAAAAACAAAAACAAAAAAAAAGCCCUUACAAAAAUUAACCAUAUUGUAAAAUUGUGGCAGCCAUGUUUUUUGGCAAAAUGAGAAUUUUAUUGCCAUAGUUUUGGUUUUCCUAUGGUUUUAGUACAAAUAUAAUGGUUUAAAUAUGGUAACUUGAGUAAAACUACUGUAAAAUGUUGCAGUUAGUGUGGUUUUACGACAAAUACCAUAGUUGAGCUAUGGUUAAUGCAGUUAAACCAUGGUUCAUUUUCAUAACAGAUAAAGCUAUUUGUGAGAGAACCCAAAAUAAUUGAGAGGGAAUGCAAAAAUAUUGUAAGGGAAUUCAAAGCUAUUUAAUAAAAAAACUAAUUCCUGGUGAAAAUUCUUAUGAAAAUUAAAAUUCUGUCAUUUUUAUUCAGUCACUGUUCAUUUUCAUUGCAUCUUUUAUCCAUACAAUAAGAAGUGAAUGGUGACUGUGGCUAACAUUGUGCCUAGAGUCUUCUUCUGUGUUCCACAGAAGUCAGUCAGUCACACUGGAAAAACAUGAGGGUGAGUAAAUGAUUUUUGGGUAAACUAUCCUUUUAAGGGUGCAAACUGAUCAGCAGUGUUAAGUUCUGAUUGUGUCUGUCAGCAAUUGCUCAAUCUAGAGGCGGUGACAGAGGUAUGGGGGUGGGGCUCUUUGGUGACAGCUUGUCUCUAUAAAUAACCCCAGCGGGUGGAGACAGAGAGCCGAAACCAUGCGGUGAGACCCUGCCGUGCGCGCCACACUGCCCUGUCAGCCAAUCGGAGGCGACAAGAAGACCCACUAUCACAAGAGUGAGGGCACGUGAUGCCAACGUGUGGCCACCCGCCUUACCAAGUGUCAGCUUGGCCUACUUUCCUCAUCUUGGGCCAAAAGGAGAAUGUAGAUCAGGUGACGGUGGGUGAAGGUGGUACAGAUAAAUGAUUAAGUUGAGCCUUUAACCGCAUCUUCAGUUACUUGAUGUUCGGCUUGUGGUGUCCACACAUCAGUUUCAAGCAGGACAGAUAGUCCGUCAUGCGAGAGAUAAGGUGAAGAGUUAGUAUGUACUGCGGCACAUGUACAUGCAUAUGUAAACAUACUAAUAAAGCACCCAGGUGCUCCAAAGAUGAGGUGCUACUUAAAGGAAUAGUUCAGGGAUAGUUGGGUCAUGAUUAAUUUGAUGUCAUGAGCUAAUUUUAGUGACCAUUCCACGACUGUCAUAAAGCAUCAUGCAAGAUUUGUUUCAAGAGGAGAGAGUACUUCUGACUUGGCGAACAGCUUGUGUUGACCCUACAUCUACAUCUUUUAACAGUCUGUGCAAAUACAUGCACAGUUAUUAUCGAGCUAAAGCGGGUUUUUGCAUAGUCGAGCUACAGUCUUUAUCUGUCUGUCCAGGUAUACCUGACAAUGCAUAAUUUAAUAUUUGAAAGAAGGAGUAAAUACACAUUGCGAGUCACCUUUGUAUUUCGGAGCAUGCGCAUAAUGGCGAGGCCAAUUGUGAUCCGAUUAACUUGUUAAAAACUUGUAGCCGAGCUACAAUUGUAUUAUCUAGGUCUGUCAGUGAGUCUGACUUUGCUAAACUUGGACCAAAUCAAUCGGACUAAAGCGUUUACAUUACUUUUUAAAAAGACAAAUAAUUGUUUAAGUCAAACUGAAUUCAACCUUUUAAAGUGCAUGUUAACGUACUUAGUGCUUGUAUUAGAAUCGGACCUGCUACCCAACCUACAUAUGAUUGGAUGGAGUGGCGUAGCACUGUAGGGUAAAGAUUAUGACUAAUAUUUUAACGGUUGCAGGGUUGAAUCUUACAAGGACCGAUCUAUGUGUCAUCACACUGUGCCCUUGAGCAAGGCGUUUAUGGUGUUGCAUUGUAUGAAAGUCAUGCAAACUAAUACCACAAGCCCUGACUGUGUGGUGAUAAAUGAAGACUCUAGUUCCUUGGUAACAGAGUGAGAAAAGAGCCCUCACAUACUCAGCAGAAUGUGAGUGAAAGUGCUAUUUAUGUUGGCUUGACUGUUAUUCUGCAGAAUUGGUUAAGGUUUUUUGUUUGUUUUUUUAAAUCGCUAAAACAAUACCAAAGAUUCUAACACAAAAUCCUCCUAGAGUUUUCAAGCUACAUCCACCAAACUUGGUACAGACCUUCAGACUUAUCUGACUUAAUGAGCGGUAUGUUUUUUAACUGAUCGGACUUAUGGUUUUCGCACAGCGGAUGAUCCAAAAAAUCCCAACUUACAUUGACGGAAUUUUCAAAUGAGCCAAUGGACUGUCAAAAAUUCAAAUGUAAACAAACCCACACAUGGCCUUAUAUCUGCUUUAAGUUGCUCUCUCUCUGUCGGUCGGUCUGUCAUCCGACCAUUGGGCCUGUAAAACCUUGUCACUUGUAAAACUAUUUCAACUUUCAGACAAGAUUUUGUCAAGCCAACAUCAAAGUGUUUCUUUGUGGUGGUGGCGUAGUUGGCUAAAGCACAUAACUGGUAAUCAGAAGGUUGCUGGUUCAAUCCCCACAGCCAUCACCAUUGUGUCCUUGAGCAAGGCACUUAACUCCAGGUUGCUCCAGGGGGAUUGGCCCUGUAAUCAGUGCACUCCUUUUGCACAAUGGUGUUGUCUUCAACCGAAAGACAUCUCCAAGAUGCCGGAGAGCGCGUGGAAGCUGGUCUUCUACACAAUGUCGUGGUCAUAUAGCACCUAUCUUCUGUUUUUCUCCAACUAUUCAUUCUUCCAAAAUCCUCCCUCUGUUUUUUACGACUGGAAGAGGGGGAUGCCGGUUCCCACAGAUAUCGCUAUAGCAUACCUGGUCCAGGGCAGCUUCUACGGCCAUUCCAUAUACGCCACCAUCUACAUGGACGUGUGGAGAAAGGACUCCCUCGUCAUGGUGGUGCAUCACUUCAUCACGCUGGCCCUUAUCACGUUCUCCUAUGCCUUCAGAUACCACAACAUUGGCAUCCUAGUCCUUUUUCUUCAUGACAUCAAUGACAUUCAGCUGGAGUUCACCAAACUCAACGUCUACUUCAAGACCCGGGGCGGAAAAGACCACUUCAUCAAUGACGUCCUGUCCAACAUGGGUGCUGUUAGCUUUAGCAUCACCUGGUUUUGGUUCCGUUUGUACUGGUUCCCACUCAAAGUGCUGUGGGCCUCAUGUGUUACCAGCAUCCAGUCUGUUCCCCACAUCCCUUUCUACUUCUUCUUCAACACGCUGCUCUUCAUCCUGCUCAUCAUGAACAUCUACUGGUUCCUGUUCAUCGUGCUGUUUGUGGUGAAGGUCCUAACAGGCCAGAUGACGGAGGUAAACGACGUCCGAGAAUAUGAGGAAGACAUGCAAAUGGAGAGGAAGGACGCUGAUCAGAACUCUGCUGAAGGGAAACACUUGCAGAACGGAACUAAGAAGAAACAUCUAUAACAUCUCAGUGCCGCCACCUGCAGGCAAUGAUUACAAGGUAAUAGGUGACCUAGUUUGAUUCCGACCUCAGAACGUCACGGUGAUUGGACAGUCAUGAAGAGAACGACAAGAAGAAACAAAUCGACAAUGAUCAGUUUUAUUUCUGUUGGGUUUUUUUUAUCACUGUAAUUAUAAUUGAUAUUGUUAUUACAGCACUGUGAAUGUUAUUUGGUGUUCUUUGUCUUAUAUAUUGCUUUGUAGAAUGUGGGAUUGUUAAAUUCCUGCUGGAAAAUCAAGCUUAAGAUGGUAGCUGGUUUCUAGAUGGUCCAAGCUGGUCCAUAUCUGAUCGACCAGCUACCAUGUUCCAAAAACCAGCUUGACAACCAUGGUCCAAGAUGGUCUCCCAGCUUGGACCAUCUAGAAACCAGCUUCCACGUUCCAAAACACAGCUACCAGCUUAAGCUGGCUUUCCAGCAGGGAAUUUAGGAAGUUGUCAAGAACCUACAGGUGGUAGGAGUGACCGUGAUAUCACCACCCGAGAACAUGUUUGAAACCAGUAGAACACACAAUAAUCAGGUUUUGUGGUCUUCAUCAGGGACCGCAGUAUGUUUGAUUAGAAUAAGACUUUUUUGGUUGUUUUGUGUAUUUAUUUUAAUUCCAGGAUUGAAAGUGUUGUAAAGGGAAAGGGUUGGUAAUUAUUCUGUCGUAGCAAGUACUAGUGCAUGAACCAGCUGGCUUGUUUUUUUAAUAUGUACUAACUUAAAGCCUACACAGGUUACAGCCACCCAAACAGCCUGACCUGUGUCAAUCAAUCAAAGACACAUUUGUACAGUAUUACCAUGUUUGAAUGUAUGUGACUUAAAGGGGAUUGCUUUUAAUGUUUGGAUUCCAAUAACUGUCUGAAAAUACUGCUUGCAUUCCUUAUGUAAAAAACGAAUGGUCUGUUUACUUUUCCAAAAGCAUCUGUUUCUGCAAUGAUGGCAUCAAAGCUAGCUACUUAGUGGCUAGAGAUUAUUUGUAUCCAGAACUCUUUGAUCAUGGAAACCAAUUGAGUUUGUUAACAUAGAGAUACACAAAUUAAUCCAACCUGCUGAAGUAUUUAUGCAGAUGCUGUAUUAAGGAACGCAUGACCCCUUUGAGAACUUUUCAAUAUGCUGUAUGAAGAAAAUCUAAAGACAAAGUGGAACUGAUAUUAUCUGUCGUACUCUGUUGACCACUCCACGAAAAUUGCAAUGUAUACUUGAAAUGUUGAUUAGCCUGCUGUAUCAUGUGCAAAUGUGCACAUCAACAUUUCUUUUGAAAGCUGAGAAAUUUGCGUUCAGGUGGAAUCGCGCACAAGUGCGGAUGAGAUCCGUCUGUCAUUGUGGUGACGUCUUCCGUUCAAAGCUAGCUUGCGCCAAGAGUUAGCGAUUUGCGAAUUUAGUUGUUUAGUCUCAACGUUUUGUUUUGGGAUUUUCAUUUAGGCAUUGUUUAGCAAUUCGAAUUGCUGCUGUUUUAAAGGGUUUUUUUUCUUAAACCGAAAACUUCCUAUAAAUGCACUGUUAAUUAUUUAUACACAUUAUGUCUACAUGGGUACUGUCGAAAGAGUAUAGUCAGGCCGUCUAUGGUUUUCUUACCCAGCUUGGUCGAAUUACUGGAAUUGCAGUAAAACGCGGUCGUGGCUAGAUGGUAACCUUCGUUCCGUUAAACUUUGUGAGAUUUAUAAACUGCGCUUUAUCAUAGUAAACUGCGCUUUAUCAUAGUUCCCCAGACACAAUCAUCGCUCUUCCCCAAAACCGAACCUUGGUUUUUCACUGAACGAGGGUUACCACCACCACCACCACCAUCUAAUCGUUAAACGGCACACUCAAUUUAUUUUCUUUAUGAAAAAAUGUCCUUAGAAAAUCCCGGAAUUUUUUGCGCUAUAUUUUAUUUUAUUUUAAAAUUGUUUGCGUACUUUUUUUUCCAUUUAACAAGGCUCCAUCUGAUAAGAAUUUAAGUGUGUCGAGUGGAAAUAAUUGUGUUGUGUUGAGAAUUUUCAGAGUGCUGAUACUCUAGAAACGUGCCAAAAAUUCUGAACCGCAGGCGAGCGUUACGCCGUUAAGUAAUUUAGAGUUUGAAAUGUCCAGAGAAAUUGCGUGGGGUAUGUUAUUAUAAAUCUGGGGUUAUCCCAAUGUUAUUUAAAUUAAAUUGCACUGUAAUUUCUUACUAUUGUUGCUAUUGUUCUGCAUAAAAGAUUUUAAAAAAAAAUAGUGGAUGCUGGGGAAUUUUUACAGAUUACUUUUAACAUGGACAAAAUAAGUCAUUAUAAACACUUGUUUUGACACUUGUUUAUCUUGGACCAUUUAUUUAUUGCAGGAUUUGUUUUAGUUGAUUUCGGUCUAACCACUAGGAGUGUGACAGGUAUUUUGUCUUUUGUAAUGGAACAAUUUUAAUAAAACCAGUUGAAUUAGUGAACUGA